Molecule: messenger RNA, 1828 nt
Organism: Hevea brasiliensis (rubber tree)
Lineage: Eukaryota; Viridiplantae; Streptophyta; Magnoliopsida; Malpighiales; Euphorbiaceae
Product: peptidyl-prolyl cis-trans isomerase CYP40
Exons: 10
Coding region: 377-1483 (368 amino acids)
Biological process (GO): protein folding; protein peptidyl-prolyl isomerization
Molecular function (GO): protein binding; peptidyl-prolyl cis-trans isomerase activity
Source: RefSeq, a predicted model, not a curated record
GAAGGGGAAAAACCCAAGAAACAGAGUACCUUAAAACAAGGAGGGAGACAUUUCAAAUAGUCAGCAGCAGCAGGAGCAGGAGCAGAAGCAGAAGCUGAAACAGAGACAGAAAAGAAAGAGAGAGAACAACCCCAAACCAAACGCAGAUCCCUCCAUUAUUAUAAUUUUCUAUUUCAUUAAAUGCUUAUUUAUUUAUUUUUCAAUAUAUUUAAUAUGUUGUUUAAUUAUUGAGGGCAACUCUAGGGUUUUACUUCUCUCUAGCCUGAGAAGUCUCUAGAACAAAGGCUCCCCUCAUACAUAGAUAAGCACACGCUCAAAGUAGAGACGCAAAAAGAAAGAGAGAGAGAGAGAGAGAGAGAGAGAGAGAGAGAGAGAGAUGGAAAGGGAAAGUGGAAGGAUGGAGAAGCCAAGGUGUUACUUGGAUAUCAGCAUAGGAGGAGAGCUCGAAGGGAGGAUUGUGGUGGAGCUCUAUAACGACGUCGUGCCUAAAACUGUUGAGAAUUUCAGAGCUCUUUGCACCGGCGAGAAAGGCAUUGGGCCUCACACUGGUGUCCCCCUCCAUUACAAGGGAUGUCGAUUUCAUCGAGUCAUCAAAGGUUUUAUGGUGCAAGGUGGAGAUAUCUCAGCAGGAGAUGGUACCGGUGGUGAAUCUAUUUAUGGCUUGAAAUUUGACGAUGAGAAUUUUGAACUGAAACAUGAAAGGAAAGGCAUGCUAUCCGUGGCCAAUGCUGGUGCCAAUACAAAUGGAUCCCAAUUCUUCAUAACAACAACCCGUACAUCUCAUUUGGAUGGGAAACAUGUUGUAUUUGGGAAGGUUGUUAAAGGAAUGGGAGUUGUUCGUUCAAUUGAGCACGUCAACACUGGUGAUGGUGACUGUCCUACUGUUGAUGUUAUAAUUGCGGAUUGUGGGGAGAUUCCUGCAGGGGCAGAUGAUGGAAUAUCAAAUUUCUUUAAGGAUGGUGAUAUUUAUCCUGAUUGGCCAGCAGACCUUAGUGAGAGUCCUAAUGAACUUUCUUGGUGGAUGGAUGCUGUGGAUUCUAUCAAGGCUUUUGGAAAUGAACACUACAAGAAACAAGACUAUAAGAUGGCACUCAGAAAAUAUCGCAAGGCUUUACGUUAUCUGGAUAUCUGCUGGGAGAAAGAUGGGAUUGAUGAAGAAAAGAGCUCUUCUCUGAGAAAGACAAAGUCACAGAUAUUCACAAACAGCGCUGCUUGCAAGUUAAAAUUGGGAGAUCUGAAAGGAGCAUUGUUGGACACAGAUUUUGCAAUGCGUGAAGGAGAUAACAAUGUGAAAGCUUUAUUUCGGCAGGGACAGGCACACAUGGCUCUUAAUGACAUUGAUGCUGCUGUUGAAAGCUUCAAGAAGGCCGUGCAGUUGGAGCCAAAUGAUGCUGGAAUAAAAAAGGAGCUUGCAGCUGCUAGGAAGAAGAUUAACGAUAGGCGUGAUCAGGAGAAAAAGCAGUAUCGGAAGAUGUUCCAAUAGUACUUACCUUUCCAAUUGGCUGCUGAUUCCUUAAAUGUUCAAAGCAUCAGAUUUCUUGUGAUAUUUCAUAGGGUGGUGGACUCAACUGGUUCAGGCCUUUUUUUGUUACAAAACUCUGUUAUUCUGGAGUGAGUAUUAGGUUUUGUUAGAGAGCAGGAGAAUCUUAGCAAAGUCAACUGUAAAAAUCAGAUGCUUGAACCAAUUCUUGUUAGAGUUUCCAUGGACGUUCAAUUAGGAAAGUAGGUUUAGUGAAACUUGAAACUGGUUUAUAUGGAGGAAUUACUACUUCUUGUUGUCAUGUUCCAGGAAAAAUUUGAGAAUAAAAGAAAAACGUUUUUGACUUUA